Molecule: messenger RNA, 1367 nt
Organism: Acinonyx jubatus (cheetah)
Lineage: Eukaryota; Metazoa; Chordata; Mammalia; Carnivora; Felidae
Gene: CLDN3
Product: claudin 3
Exons: 1
Coding region: 344-1000 (218 amino acids)
Biological process (GO): bicellular tight junction assembly; cell adhesion
Cellular component (GO): plasma membrane; bicellular tight junction
Molecular function (GO): structural molecule activity
Source: RefSeq, a predicted model, not a curated record
CACGUCACAGUCUCCAGGCCCGGGGACCCGCGGCUCCGCCCCUCCCACCCCCGCCGGAGCGCUGGGCACGGAUCUAAGACUCACCGGCCCCAGCCCAGGGCCAGCCCAGUCGCCGCCGCCCGCCCACAAAGCCACAGGCAGGUGCAGGCGCUGCUUAGGGGCGAGCGGGCUGAGCGGAGCCGUUAGCGCGCGCCGUCCGUCCGUGCGUCCAAGCCGUCCGCGCGUCCGUCGAGGCAUCCCUCCGUCUGCGCGCGCGGCAGCUCCCACCCAGGCCCGGCGGCCACGGCCCGUCGUCUUCCCGCACCCUGAGCCGCCCGGCAGAGCCGGCCUUGGCGCGGCAGCCAUGUCCAUGGGCCUGGAGAUCACGGGCACCUCGCUGGCCGUGAUGGGCUGGCUGAGCACCAUCGUGUGCUGCGCGCUGCCCAUGUGGCGCGUGACGGCCUUCAUCGGCAGCAGCAUCAUCACGGCGCAGAUCACCUGGGAGGGCCUGUGGAUGAACUGCGUGGUGCAGAGCACCGGCCAGAUGCAGUGCAAGGUAUACGACUCGCUGCUGGCGCUGCCGCAGGACCUGCAGGCGGCCCGCGCCCUCAUCGUCGUCGCCAUCCUGCUGGCCGCCUUCGGGCUCCUCGUGGCGCUGGUGGGCGCCCAGUGCACCAACUGCGUGCAGGACGACACGGCCAAGGCCAAGAUCACCAUCGUGGCGGGAGUGCUCUUCCUGCUGGCCGCCUUGCUCACGCUGGUGCCGGUGUCCUGGUCGGCCAACACCAUCAUCCGGGACUUCUACAACCCUCUGGUGCCGGAGGCGCAGAAGCGUGAGAUGGGCGCGGGCCUGUACGUGGGCUGGGCGGCCGCGGCGCUGCAGCUGCUGGGGGGCGCGCUGCUCUGCUGCUCCUGCCCGCCGCGCGAGAAGAAGUACGCGCCCACCAAGAUCGUCUACUCCGCGCCCCGCUCCGCCGGCCCGGGCACUAGCACAGCCUACGACCGCAAGGACUACGUCUGAGGGGCGGCCGCGGGGAGACCCCACCACCCCACGGGCGAGAGCGCCCACCGGUGCCGCGUGCGGCCUCUCCUCGGAGACCAGCCCCCCCUCCCCCCAGGUGCCAGGAGCUCUCACACUGGACCGGGAGGGACCAACCCCGCGGCCCCUUCCUGGGCAGCACACCCCGCUCCCCGGCCCCACGGCGCGCGGGGGACCAGCCCACACGGACAGUGAAACCUCAGCCCCUCCGGAGAGCGGGGCCGGGUGGCCGCCGCUACUUGCCCGCCCCGUCGGGCCUCGGUCCCAAAGCCCGCGUUGGGCAGGGACCGGCAGUCUUGGAAAGGGCCAGUUGAUAUUUUUCAAUAAAAGCCUUUCGUUUUUGCAGUUA